This is a messenger RNA of Halteromyces radiatus, 243 nucleotides long. RefSeq names its product protein FAM72. NCBI's taxonomy places the organism in Eukaryota, Fungi, Mucoromycota, Mucoromycetes, Mucorales, Cunninghamellaceae. The transcript has 3 exons. Gene Ontology annotation, cellular component: cytosol. The annotation marks the transcript as partial. The record is from RefSeq and is a predicted model, not a curated record.
UGUCGUCAUUGUCAUUCUGUUGUCUGUGCUCGUGGCAUGAAAGCUGUCCUCCUUUCCGAUGUCAAGAUUGAACUUUAUAGUACCGACACUCCUUCUUCCUCAAUUCAUUUGAUGGAUAAAGAUUAUUUAACUCGAACAUGUCAAUGUAGGAUUCGUGAUGUAGCUUGUUUGGAAUGUGGUAAUAUAGUUGGAUAUCAUGUGGUCUCCCCGUGCAAACAAUGUUUGACUGCUUGUAAUAAUGGU